Molecule: messenger RNA, 4202 nt
Organism: Sphaerodactylus townsendi
Lineage: Eukaryota; Metazoa; Chordata; Lepidosauria; Squamata; Sphaerodactylidae
Gene: RFXAP
Product: regulatory factor X associated protein
Exons: 3
Coding region: 170-895 (241 amino acids)
Biological process (GO): regulation of transcription by RNA polymerase II
Cellular component (GO): nucleus
Source: RefSeq, a predicted model, not a curated record
CUGUCACUACCGGCGCCGUUUGGUUGCCGUUGCCGUGGCAGCCGGACCGCUUCGCGGCCUGGCCAGGAGACCUUCGAGCGGAACGGAGGCCCCAGGCGGUACCGGCGGCAGCUCCGCCGCUUUCUCCUCCCCUUCCCCAUCCCCGCCGCAGCCGCUGGCGCUGCUGGUCAUGCGGCCCUGCGGCGGGGGCGGAGAAGGGGAGGCGGCGGCCGCCGGCCUUCAGCCUCAGGGCCCGACCCCCGAGGCGCCCCCAGCCCAGGGCAGCUACAUGCUCUUUUACGAGCUGGGCCCCGCGGGCGAGGCGGACGCCGACGGCGAGCUUGCGGGCGGCGAGAGUUGCGGCAGCCCCGGCGGCGGCGGCCUGGAUGAGUUGGACGAGGAGGACGAGGGCGGCGCGCAGUCCGGCGGCGGCGGCGGCGGCUGCAAGAGCUGCACCUACCAAGGCUGCCGCGAGACCACCACGCAGGUGGCCAAGCAGCGCAAGCCCUGGAUGUGCAAGAGGCACCGCAACAAGAUGUACAAGGACAAGUACAAGCGCAAGAAGAGCGACCAGGCGCAGGGCGGGACCGGCGCGGGAGGCCCCGGCGCGGCAGCUCCUGCAGCGGCGACACAAGGAGCAGGAGCCGCCGCCGCCGCUGCCGCCGCCACCCCGGCAGGCAGCAGCGGGCGGGCGGAGGAUUGCACUGAAAAUUCAGGCUCUGCAUCAAAGCAAAGAACAGGUUCUAUUGGCGAUCGGCCCUCAAAACCUACACUUUUGGAGCAAGUGUUGAACCACAAAAGGCUGUCACUUCUUAGAAGUCCGGAAGUUGUCCAUUUUCUGCAAAAACGACAGCAGUUGUUAAGUCAACAAGCUUUGGAGCAAAGGCAGCAACAGUUCUCUGGAGCACCAGUGUGAUCACUGAAGGAUCGUCACACUCAUUUUCUUAUUGGUCAUUAACUUCUCCAUGUUAACUGUUGUAAGAGAACAUUAAAAAUACACUCCAAGGGGGGGAGGGUCCUAAAGCCACCUUGGAAGCAUCAAGAGCCCCACACUGACGUCUGUACCCACUGUGCUGUGCAAAGUGGCAUGGACAUCAGCGUUGGGCCACUUACCCCCCAAACCUGGAAGCUGGCCCCGUGGUGGCAGGCCUCCGCUGCAGCUGCCUGUGCCAGGUCAUGGGGGUGGUGUUCCCAGAGCAAGAGCUGACAUUAGUCAACUCCUAGUGUUCUUUCAGCCCGGGAACACCCCCUCCCAGUGGCACCAACUUAUGCCACAAAAAAAUGUGGCUACGUCACUGUGCAGUGGGCUUUCACAAUAAAAAGAACAAUCUGUCUGAUCAACAUCUGCAUAACUGGCAGAAAAAAGGAAUAAAAAAUGUAAAAGUGAUAUAUAUACAUAAAAACAUGUAUUCAAUAAUAUAACAAGUAUUAGAACAAUUCCCACCAACAUGAAAUUCAACAGUGUGAGCCAGUACAACUUAAUGAAAGUGAAUAUGUACAAUAAAACCUCACACAUAACAUAUAAAUAGAUACAAAGAAAAAUGUUUUUGAUAUUGCAAAAUACAGUCAGAAAUCAAACAGGUAAAUGUAAUAUAAUUUCAAUGUUCAAUCUUAUUCAUGAGGUAAUCAUCAUACUCUCAUACUCUAUAUCUAACCUUAAAGAAAAAUGAAAGAAAAAUAAAAAAACAAUUACUACUGAGCUGUAGUCAGAAAUUCAACAGGUGAAUGUAAUCCAGUGUUAGUAUCUAACUUCCGUAACGUGACCCCUAUUCUUCAUAAUUUUAUUUCAUCCACAUUAAGAUGUAUUGGCUCACAUUAUUGUAUUUCAUGUUGGUGGGAAUUGUUGUAAUACAGAGGGACCUCGGUUUUUGUCGGUAAUCCGUCCGAAAACAAUCGGCGAAAUCCGAAACCGGCAAAAACCGAGGCAAUGAUUUCCAUAGGACAGUUCCAUAGGAAAUUAGCAAUGACCUACAAUGACGAAAGCAAUGAAAUUUGAGGCAACCAACAAAAACCAGGACAAAAUGAUCGUGGAAAAACUGAAACCGACGAUAACCACAGCCUACGAAAAACGAGGUUCCACUGUACUUGUUGUAUUAUUGAAUACAUGUUUAUUCAUGUAUAUAUCACUUUUACAUUUUUUCUUUGUUUUUUGUUCCAGUGAUGCAGAUGUUGAUCAGACGGAUUGUUCUUUUUAUUGUGAGUUUGCUGUUCUGAGCUUCUUUUUGGAGUAAAGGUUUUCCCAUUCUCCCCCAGCCCUCAUGCUGCCAGUUUGUCUCUUUGGAAACAGUGUGGCGGUGCCAUCCCAAGACGCUGCUCUGCCGCCCACCCCGCGGAUUGGGAUUUAAGAGAAUGCUUAACUGCUUUCAUUGUGGAGUGUGGUUUUACUUGCUACUUAGAUGGUUCCAUGUUCGCUAACUUGACUAUUUGCCCUUUGUGUUUCAGCCAUGGUGUAUUUAUUUAUUAUAUGGCUUGUAUUUAUUUUAAAUUUAUAUUAGCUCUUAUGAAUUCUUCCUUCACAGAAAUCUUCCGUUAAUUUUUGGAAGCUGUUCUGAGAAUGAGGCAUGUGAAUUAGUUGACCAAAUUAAAAAUGAUUGCUCAAAAUAUUUUGCUAUGUGAAAAGCUUAAUAUCUUGCAUAAGGUGAUUCUUUAAUGACAGUCAUUGAAGAAAGCAAUACUUACUUUCUAUGGAAGUUGUAAAAUGUAAACUUGUAGCCAAUCCGGUAGCAUAUAUUGCUCAGGGAGGUACCUUGGGGAUGCCCUGGGCUUACAAGUUUAUGGGGACAGCUCAGCAAGUUCUGGCCUCCAUCUCUGGUACUGGUGAUAGAUUUGUACCUCUGGUCAAACAAAUUGAUUGUCAUCUUAUUACAUUAUUUUACAAUGUAUCCCAUGUUAUUAAUUUUGUAUGCAUUUUGUAAACAUAGUUUUCAAGAAUUAGUAUGAUUAUUUCAGUAUAUUACUGGCAUAAAACAUUAAAAGGCAUUCAUUUAGGCCUAUUUAUAUUAAUUUUAUAUUUUAAUAAGACUGAUUUGUACCAGUAAACAAAAUUUGUCAAGGAUGUAUUAAAAAUAUCAUUUUUGUAUUUUUGUAAUUUUCAGACGGUUUCUGGGCAUGUUUUGAAUUUUUUUAGUCUUUUUGGAUAAAGGUAUACCAUCUGAGAAUUUUUGUAAUCAGAUUUUUUAGAAAAAAAAUUCUGUCGAAUAUAGUGGGCUAGAAUCUUCCAGCUUUUAUAUUCCACAAAAAAUUCAAUAAGAGCCGUGGAAAAUAAUCUUCCCGAAUUCUCCUCCUCACUGCAGCUUUGGCCACAUGGAGUUCUCUCUAUUUGGACCAUAUAAUAUCCAAAGUAGUUUUUUAGGUGACAAAAGAGAGGUUUUCCCUUUCUUGUACCCAUGAAAUGACUGGUAGGAUUCAACCCAUUGUAUAUACAUUAGUGUCUUGUUCUGCCAUAGUAUUAACCUGACUGUGUUCUGAUUCACAUAAAGAUGAUAGUUUGGUCAGUUGACGUGCAAUGGUUGAGAAAGUUGUCUGCUUCCACAUUAGAAAAUAGUCCUGAACAAACAUGAGAAUUAUUCAUUUUUCAUUCACUGCUUUUGUCAAAACGAUUAUUUUGUGCAUUAUUGAACAUGGUACCUCGCUACAAAAGCAUUUAUGCCGAAACAUUUUUUCUUUCAAACAGUUGGGGGGAACAGGACUCGGCAGGGCAUUCUACCAUAAAGAAAGCCCAGCAUGCUUUGUUCCAUGGCUGAGGAAUAUACUAUCUCCUAUCAUCUUUAUGUGAAACAUAAACAGAUAUCAAACUCAAUCCUUGAUGCAUUUCUAGCAUGCUUUUUUAGAGAAAAUAACUGUAUGCGAUGUUGAAAUGUAAAUAGUAUGGACAUUGAAAAUGUCCGUGAUGCUUACCAGUUCUUGCUGUUUGAUUGGAUAACAACCUGGGUAACAUUUUUCCAAAUCUACAUGAAGGGUAUAGUUAAUGUAAAUUAUGUUAGCAGCAACUUUUUUUUUCUUUUCUGCAUGGUAUAUUUACUCUCCAAUGGGGUGCUCCGUUGUCUGCGGCCUACUAUGCAGUAAGAAAUGGGUGAAAUAUUCCAAUGUUUUGCUGCUACCAGUGACGUAGGUAUAGAUUUUUAUGGGGGGGUUGGGGGGCGAGGCCGCGCCUCCACCCACCCCUGGGGGUGUGGCCAUGGCUCCCCAAGCCCUGCCCCUGGCCUCAGUGCUUAUAAAAGCAG